AUGCUAAAUAUUGAAUUGUUGCAUGACCAUCGGUUCCGGAUGUGGGUGUCGUCGGCAGUGACAGUAUCUAUCCGCUUUCGCGAUUUCGUCAAGGUUAUUACUAUCCUCGUUUCCCAUGAUCGGCUCAACGGUAAUACAUUGAACAUAAUCUACAAGGCCGGACUCUCGGACCAGUAUCUCCCAGCCAAGCAUGAGUUUUCCGAUUCGGCGGCUAUACUCACUGGCGUCCGCAAUCAGGUCUUCACACUAUCACCGACGCUCAGCCAGCUCAACUGCCACCACUUUGCUACCACGCAGUGGCAAUUCCUGUCCCCUAACCUCGGAGGUCGGGAGUAUGCUCGCUUUGACGACAGAUGUGUCCUCCCGGAAGAAAAUCCCACCCUUACGCUAAACAGCUCAAGUCUGACUCUCGAGCCGAGUUUGAGCAAGAGCGCCCAGUACUUUCCCGCAUCCAGCUUCUCCAAGGAGGGCAUCUUGGUGCUGGGACAGAUCAAGGGCAUUACGAGCGCCGUACACACACUACACAGCCCGUCGGUCGAGAACAAGGACGAGAACGGGCGCUACGGCGAUCUACAGCCCGAGAAUAUCCUCCUGUUUCUCGACGAGCCGGCCAGGUACCCACGCGGCACCCUGCGUAUCGCCAACGCCGGGCUGGCGCGGUUCCACCAGCAAAUCACCAGCAAGCGCGUGCGGGGGACGACCACGACAGGCGGCUCGGUUGAGUACGCGCCGCCCGAGUCACACAAAGAGGGCGAUGAUGUCAAGCGGUCUCGUAGCUACGACAUGUGGUCGGUAGGCUGCAUCUUUCUCGAGUUCGCCGUCUGGACGCUGGGCGGCAGCGCCGACUUCAAGUCGUUCCGGAGGGAUCGGAAGAAUCGCCGGGCCCGCGACGGGGACGUCCAUCGCGACUUUCCCCCAUAUUACCGGAUCGCAAAACAGGGCGAGGAUUGGGAGACGUACGAGAUUCACCUAGCUGUCAAGGCACGGAUGGCGGCCAUUCGCUCUAACCGGAAGUACCCCGACAAGACCCGUCUGAACGAUCUCGUUAAGAUUAUCGAGGAGGGGCUGCUCAACAUUAAGGAGGGCGCUCGGUACGAUACCGAGACCCUUGACCACGAGUUAGACAAGAUAGUGAGCAAGGCCGAGAAUAAUUCUUACUUUUGGGCGCCGGGAGUCAACCCGGACUUCCAGCUUACUGGACCACCACCGGCUCAGUUACCGCCAGUCGACUGCUAUCGCAAGCGGGAUCGCCUCUCCACCAGCUGCUAG
This is a messenger RNA of Lasiosphaeria miniovina, 1269 nucleotides long. RefSeq lists its product as uncharacterized. NCBI's taxonomy places the organism in Eukaryota, Fungi, Ascomycota, Sordariomycetes, Sordariales, Lasiosphaeriaceae. The record is from RefSeq and is a predicted model, not a curated record. Gene Ontology annotation, biological process: peptidyl-serine phosphorylation; peptidyl-threonine phosphorylation. Gene Ontology annotation, molecular function: protein serine/threonine kinase activity; ATP binding. Bases 1 to 1269 code for a protein of 422 amino acids. The transcript is spliced from 5 exons.